AUGAAUCUAACCAGCGACAAUUCCAAAAUGUACAAUCAAUUAUUGACUCUGGUUUCUCAAGUACUCUACGCCCUCAGCACGCAAUACUUCAAUGCUGUGUCGAAUAGGAUCACAAAUUGUUUGGCUUUAGCUGCUCAAGAUGAAAGUAGCGGAGAUCCUGCUAAUGAACUGGAAUUGAUUCAACAUCUCAAUUUGGAUAUGCGGAAACUAUGUCGCUUGAUAUUUGGUAACUUUGUCCUCAUUUCAACUGUAUUAAAUCCUGUAUUUAUCGUUAGAGAUUUGCAAUCGAUUUCGUUCCUUGAAGAAAUCUACUUGGCUCCAUUUGGCAGUAUACCUAGAACGAAGUAUUGCGAACGACUGUUCUUCUUGUUUUCCUCACUGUGCGCUGAGAGCGGUCGGAAAAAGCUGCUAGUUUGGCCGUUACAAAUUAUGCUGUUGGUUCUUUGCCCAAAAAUAUUAGAAGAAAUUAUCAAUGCGGAAAAUGGAGCUCCUUUGUCUCCGGAGCAUCAGAAGAAAAAACAAUUUGUGGAUGAGGUGCGCAAGGCUCUUUCCUCACACGGUCACGGAAGUGGUGGUGGAAAGCCUGUUUUGACUGAAGCGGCUCUUCUUGCUGCAGUCAAUUUGUGCAAAGCCUCUACCUAUAUAAAUAUCAACGAUCGGAAUAACAUUCUGUUCAUUCUAGUUCAUUCUGUUUAUGCAGAUUUGCAGGUGAGAUUAUUUUUUACAUACUUUCAUCUGACUUGGGUUUUCAAUAAUUCUGUUUCGAACCGUAAAGUGAUUUUCAUCAUACUCUCGUUUUCACAUGUUUUAUAUUGA
Messenger RNA from Echinostoma caproni, 816 nucleotides. NCBI's taxonomy places the organism in Eukaryota, Metazoa, Platyhelminthes, Trematoda, Plagiorchiida, Echinostomatidae. The record is from the annotation of a GenBank genome assembly.